UUCAGGUAUCCAUUGAUAGAUGUAUCUACCAACUUUGCCUUCACAAGAGAUUGGAGGAGCAGAAACAUUGGACUCAAGCUUCACAAAGAAGGCUACAUUAGUGACAUGAACGCCAAAGCAACUGGAAUUCUGGACAGUGAACAAGUUGAUGUGUCCUUUAUACUUAAGACUGAUGGCAAAUAUGAAGGAUCUCUCACCAUGCAGACACCAUUUGAAGACUACAAAGAUAUUGGACUCUCUCUUCAACAUUCUGGAAACGUGCAGAGGUUUACAAGUCAAGGCACUAUCAGGUACAUGGAUGGCAAGUCUCUGGAGGGCACCCUGACUUUCUGGCAAUCUGGCCUGGCUCAUAUUGAUACCAAAGCAGAAAUCAAGACUCCCUUCCUGGGAUAUGAAUCUUCCCUUCUCAAAUACCGCCAUUCAAUGGAUGAUUCUCAAAUGACAUCAAAUGCUCUCGUUCUCUAUGGACGUGGACAACGAAUUACAUCUGAUCUUAAUAUCCAAACAUCACCUAAGAUCAGCUUUGAUCUAACUGUUCAAACACCCUACGACAGAUUCCAAAACAAUAAACUUAUGUUUACUCAUUCUGGGCCUAUUGUCAGCUGCACAAGUCAUGCGGAAAUGGAAAUCCUGGGCAAUACAGUCACUGCAGAUUCAUCAUUUGAACACGGAACGUCCACCAGAGCCAGUCUCGCCAUCAUCACUAACAUCGAGGGUAUGGAAGUGGUCAAGGCAUCUCUCAACAAGGAGGGAAGCAGCGAGAACUUUAGAGGUACUGCUUCAGCCUCCCUGAAGGAUUCCACCAUUCAAGCCGAUGUCACAGGUAGAAUUGCACAAGACAUCAGAGGAAGCCUUUCUCUUAGAACCCCCUUCAGUGACUUUAGAGACACAGCCAUUGUCAUUGAACACACAGGCAACUGGAAUGAUUUUAAUAGCGAAGGAAUGCUCCGUUACAUGGAUGGCAAAACAAUUGAGGGUAAAAUUAAGUUCUUCAAUAAUGGAUACAGGCAGAUAAAAACAAGUGCCGAGCUGAAGACACCCUUCACUUCCUAUGAAAUGAUGACCGUCGAAUAUGGACAUGAUUCCAGGAGCAAUUACUUUAAAUCCAACUCAGCAGUCACCUAUGGCAACGGACAGAGGAUUACAUCAGACAUCUCCGCAGAUACAGCCAGAGAUAUCAAUGUAAAUGCUGUGAUCAAAACUCCCUUCAGGGACUUCGAACUUAGUAGAGCAAUCUUCACUUCCACUGGCCCUCUCAGAAAUAUGAAAAACAAUGCAGAACUUGAGUUUGCCAAGACCAGACUAACUGCACAGACCAACUUUGCAAACAUAGGAUCAACAAAAGGUGAUCUCGUUAUCACAACAAACAUUCCUGGUUAUGAAAGUAUGAAAGGUUCCAUUGGAGUGGAAGGGGAUCUCACUGAUCUGAAAUCUACAGCACUUCUUAACAUUAAAGAUUCUACACUUGAAGUAGAUCUCAGUGCAAGUUUGAAGAACAGAAUCAUGGCAUCUGUGACGAUCAGGAGUCCUUUCCAGAACUUCAGAAAUGUGGGAGGCUUCAUUGAGCACUCAGGAUCGUUAUCACGAUUUAAUACUGAAGGAAAUCUUCGCUACAUGGAUGGAAAAGUUGUUGAAGGCAAAGUCGUCUUCUUAAAAUCUGGACUGACACAUAUUCAAGCUAGCGCAGAACUCAAAACACCUUUCCAAGGAUAUGAAAGUCAAUCUGCAGAGUACAAACAUUCACUGAAGAAUGGCCGUCUUAGCUCCACCAUGGAUGUCAACUAUGGUCAGCGUCAACAAGUACUGAUGACUGUAAAUGGCAUGAUGUCACCAACAAUAGACAUUAGUGCUACACUGAGAACUCCUUUCAGAAGCUUCGAAACCAGCAGAAUCAUCUUCACCCACGAUGGGCCUAUUGGCAACUGCAGGAGUCACCUGGAACUGCAAGCUAUUGGGAAGACACUCACUGCAGAUUUGGACUGCCAAACUGGUAGUUCUAUGAGCGGUAACCUGAAUGUAGUCAGCAACAUUGAAGGAUUGGAGAGCAUGAGGGUAUCUUACAGUAAGGAAGGGGAUAUCAAUAAUCUCAAAGCUAAAGGAUCCAUUGGAAUCAGACAGGAAACAUUAGAAGCAUCUCUAAACAAUGUCUUCAGUUCAAGGCGACUCUUGACUGACUUAUCCAUCAGAAAUCCAUACACAGAAGAUAUUGUUGCACGUGUAGAUUUCAGUGGGAGACCAACCAACUUCAAAAAUCAGAUUUCAGCCAGCAUGGGCACUGGUGGUUCCAUCUCCUCAGACUCAUCCUUCCGGCUUAGAAAUGGGGAUAUUGAUAUCAGCUCAGGAUUUAACUUCAAUCUGGCGGGACUUGGACAGACAGGAAAUAUCAAAUUCCACAAAGAAGGAGAACUUAAGAAUAUGAAAAUGAGUAUCAAUGGUGAUUACAACCAGAGGAAAGCAAGUGUGAAAGCCGAGUUCAGAGCACUGGACGACAUCCAUGGUCAGGUCAAAAUCGCAACACCAUUCAGACCAUACAGAAACCUUGGCUUCUCUUUUGACCAUUCUGGUACAUGGACUCGUUUUACUUCUCAAAGUAUGGUCCAGUUCAUGGAUAGGAGAAAGAUCACUGCAAAAAUCAACCAUUUCAGUCAUGACCUUGAUCGUCUAGAAAGUAGCUUAGAAAUUACUACACCUUUCCAAGGCUACGAGUUCACAAAAGCUGAGAUUGAUCAUGCUGCAACAACUAAUGGAAUCAACUGUAAUGCUGCUGUACAGUAUGCACAAGGACAGAAAGUUACAGGAGAACUCCAUGCUACAAUUUCGCCAAAGUAUGACGUGGAAGUCAAACUGACUACACCUUUCAGACAAUAUGAGGUUCUCUCUGCAUCCACAUCAUUUGAGCAUGGAACUGACAGAUACAAUCUAGAGAGCAAACUGAAUGCUGGAAAUGGCAAUCACUUUGGUCUUGAAUCAACUGCUGACAUGUCUACCACGCCCUACACGGCAGUUGCACGUAUCUCAACACCAUUUGAAAACUUUGAUUCUGCUGAAAUCUCUUUGACACAUGCUGGUGAACUACGGAAGUUCAGGUCCACAGGGACAAUACAAACUCCAAUGACCGGUACUCACACAGGUGAAGCGUCUUUCGGUUACACAUCCCUCUCAGAAAUGGAAGGUUUAAUAUCUCUUUCUGAUAACAUCAAGUUGGCUUUACACAACACCAACAGAAACCAGAAAUACCAAUCUCACAUUGAGGCUACAUGGAGUCCCACAGACAGAAUAGCUUUUGAUGGAUCCUACCAAUUCCUUGAUCUGUACAGUGAGAAAGAACUGACAACAGAUCUGACCCUGGUUACACCAUUUGAAGCUGCCAAAUUGACUGCUCUAAGGUUUGAACAUCAUCAAGGAUCGGAUAAAUAUACAGAGAAGCUGGAAGCUGAUUACAAUGGUGACAAUAUUCUGGAUAUGGACAUGGAGAUCUCCCGAGGUUCAAGGGAGCAGGGAACAUUCACAAUGAGGAAACCAAGGCCAAUGCAGCUGACUCUUUCAGGGGAAAUGGCUGAUGAGAACAUUGAUGGAGAGAUGUUUGUCAACUGGGACAGAGAUGAACCCGAGAGCAACAUCCGAAUCCAGACCACACUGACAGACAGGAGCAGACAGUCCCUGCUGAACAAAGACCUGACACUCAAGUUUAUUCAUCCCACCCGCACUGUUGGUAUCAUCGGAAAUGUCCUCAGUUCACAGCUCCAAACAAAGAGUCGUGGAGAAUUCAUCUGGAAUGAAGAUGCAGGACACAAACUUUUCUAUGAUGUGGAUGUUAAGGACCGUAGCCGCCGUAACAGCAAGAUGUAUGAUGGCACCUUCAAAGUGGGAUCCCCACUGAGAAGUCUCCAAAUGGAUGGGUCUUACAGUCAGACAGGUGCAAGCAAAACUCUGGAUGGAGCCUUCUCCUGGGAUGCAGACCGAGAUGACACAAAGAAGAUUGGCAUGAAAGCUGUCUUCACACCUGGUGACAAGAAUAAGCAGGCUGAUCUCUCUCUCAGACUUCCUUCUAUUGGAAAGAACAUCCAGAUCGACACAGAAAUGCUGCUGAAUGAUGGCAGGACAGUCUUCAAUGGAAAAACACAACUGUCCUACUCCAGUGACUCCCGAAAGACCCUGACACUUACAUCUCGACUGGAUGAUAUUUCCUAUGGAUGGGGUAACACCAACUACAGUCUUGUGGUUGGCGUAAGCCACCCAUAUACAGAUGUGGACGUCAAACUUACAUCCCACAUCGGCAGCUCCAGCGAGAAAGUAUCUGCUGGAACUGGAAUCACCUACCUAACAGCCAGAAGGGAAAGACAGAACUUUGCUCUCAGAGGCGAGAUCAACAAACUGAGAAAGCAGAUACAGCUGCAGAUGGAGACCCCAAUCAAGAACAUGGACCUCUCUGGUGAGAUGGAGGAAACUCCUUUCAAGCUGAAGAUCAGGAACAUGUAUGGAGACAAGAUUGUCCAAGCACACCUUACUGUUGACACCGAAAGGAGAAUGGUGGAUUUCCAAACUAACUAUGACCUAGACAACCCUGGAAAGACACUGAACAUGAAUGCCAGAUACGUCAAUUCAAGCGCCAUGCAGGCUGAGGUUUAUCAUCAGGACAAUUCUCGUCGACUUUCUGACAGUCUGCUUGCUCUCAGACUCAACACAUCCCGUCUUCUCCAUACCAGGAUAUCCUGGAGGCCACAGAUGAUCGCUGAUGUUCAGGGAUACUUGACCAAGACAGUGGAGACAUAUGGGCAAGAUACCAAGGCCUCUUUCCACUCUGUAUACGAGUCUGUGGGACAGGAAUUGUCCGGCAAGUACCACCGGAUUGCACAAGUCGCCAAAAAGGAACUGUCUCCUUACCUAACCAUGUUGGAAUCAGAGAUGGCUUCCAUAGAGAGACAGUUGGACUCUAUCAGGAGGGAUAUCAAGCGCAUGUACAACCGUAAUGACUUCUACAUAGCAGCAAUGGGAGAUUACUUCAGUCAGACAUUCGAAGCAUACAAGGACCUUGUGACUUCGACAAAGGAAGUGUUUGCUUCCACAAAUCAGAAACUGGCUGAAUACAUGCAGGAGAUGACAAACUUCCCCAUCGGACAAAAAUAUCAGGCCAUUGUUGCUGAAACCCUCGCCAACUUUAAGCGUGGUGUGGAUGAGCUUGUUGGAAUGACCGUGGUGAUGAUCUCAGGACUGGAUGAACAGCUGCAGAGUAUGAGGAACACUUAUCAUCAUCAUUACAACAACCUGCAGAAUUCGAUUACAGAGCUGAAGAACCAUCCUCGAUUGGCGACUGUCAGGCUUCAGCUUGCUGACACCUACCAGCAAUACCUCAACGCCAUUACCAACAAAGUACAGGACCUUAACAUCCCCAGCAAGUACAGCGCAAUUGUAGAGCACACACAGAAGAUGAUGACCUCCCGCCUAGGAGACAUCAUGAAGAGGGACGACCUCCAACAUCUGCUUUCCCUCACAAACGGUGCUUACCAAGAGGGUGUGUGGGCAUACAACUACUGGCAAGUAGAGGAGAACCUCAAGCAGCACCUGCAGAGCAUCUAUGAGAUCAUCAAGGAGAUGAUUGAGGAGGAGGUUCAGAAAUACAGGGAACAAUUGGUCUUUCUGGAAAAGUCCAAGGUCACAGUUUGGGAUCCUGAACAUGGAGAGAUCCAGAUAGACUUAUACCUGCCUAUUCCACUUCAAUCUCUGGACACACUUCCAGAAAUUCAGACGUAUGUUCAAAGGGCAAAGACUGCAAUCAACACAUACAUUCCAGACAAGGCAACGUACCAGAGAUACAUCCCAACAUCAUUGUGGCAGACACCCAAUGCUACAACGAGGAUCAAUCGUGAAAUGAAAACCUUGCCAAACGCCUCUCAGAGACGUCCCUUGAGAAGGUACAACGCCAUCCGUCUCUAAGACCACAGCCUUCCAACACCCAUUGAACCCCUUACAGAAAAAUGAUCUAGACAAUGUAUUGACUAUUUAUAGUACCAAACGUUUUAUGUAAGAUCAAUGUUACUUGUAAACUGUACUGAACAAAUGAUAGAAGACAAACUAUUUGAAUAUUUAGUAGUGAAAAAUAUGUCUAUUAUGUUUGCUUGUAAACGAACACUUCCAUUAUGUGGAAUGUGUGGUGUCUUUUGUUCAGUAUAUGUUACAGAUAAGGUAACAAGUAGCAUGUAACAAAUUCCUUCCCAGUCCAAGAAUAAAUAUUUGCAUUCAAA
Messenger RNA from Haliotis rubra (blacklip abalone), 6242 nucleotides. RefSeq lists its product as uncharacterized. NCBI's taxonomy places the organism in Eukaryota, Metazoa, Mollusca, Gastropoda, Lepetellida, Haliotidae. The transcript has 11 exons. The record is from RefSeq and is a predicted model, not a curated record. Bases 106 to 5934 code for a protein of 1942 amino acids.